Messenger RNA from Sardina pilchardus (European sardine), 3058 nucleotides. Its product is annotated as cylicin-1-like. The record is from RefSeq and is a predicted model, not a curated record. The transcript is spliced from 22 exons. Bases 139 to 2751 code for a protein of 870 amino acids. NCBI's taxonomy places the organism in Eukaryota, Metazoa, Chordata, Actinopteri, Clupeiformes, Clupeidae.
AUGUCAGGUGUGGUGUGGACACACCCGCACUAAACGGCAGUCUUAGGAAAGAAUUUACCUGUAGGUGGGCGGAAGCUUGCAGUCAGCGCGCACAACUUCGCAAGAGACUGACAGCAGAAGAGGCUCGGGUCGAGUGAGAUGGAUCCCAAGCAGCCAACAGCUGCGGGGGCUGGAGGGGGGAGAGGGACGGCUCUGAGAGGCCCGUUUUACGGGAGGCUCCAGGAGGACGAGAGCGACGCCGCCGGCCCACUGAGUGAGCUGAACUCGGCUGGAGCCACGCCGCCUAUUCCCACAUGCAAGGAAGCAAAGGAGCUCUAUUCGAUGGACAGCUCCCUGUCAUCUUCUGACAGUGAGGAUGAGGACAAGGAGAAUAAGAAGACGAAAAAGAAGAAGCUGAAGAAGAAGGCUAAGAAGCGCAAGGCCUCAUCUUCAAGUUCAUCUUCAUCAUCGUCCUCUUCUUCGUCUUCAUCAUCUUCCUCCUCAUCCUCAUCCUCAUCAUCAUCAUCUUCAAGCAGCUCCUCAGACAGUGACAGUGAGGAUGAAAAGGAGAAGAAGAAGAAGAAAAAGAAAAAGAAGAAGAAAGACGAGAAGAAGAAAAAGACUGCAUGUGAUGCUGCUUUAUCUGAGUCAGGACUUGUCACCGAUAUGGCUGUUCCCUAUACUGAGACACAGGAUGAGGAGCUGGUGAAAAAAUGUAAAGAGGAUAAGUCAGAUGGCUCUGGUUCAUCAUCGGAGAGUGAGGAUGAGAAAAAGAAGAAGAAGAAAGACAAAAAGAAAAAGAAGAAGAAAGAUAAAAAGAACAAGAAGAAAAAGAAGAAGGAUUCCAGCUCCAGCGGUUCUUGUUCUGAUAGUUCCUCAGACAGUUCAAGCGAGGAUGAAAAGAAAAAGAAGAAAAAAAAGAAAAAGAAGAAGAAGAAGAAGAAGACAAAGAAGAAGAAGGAUUCCAGCAGCUCAUCUUCAGACGACUCCAGUGAGGAUGAGAAGAAGAAGAAGAAAAAGAAGAAGAAGAAAAAGAAGAAGAAGAAGAAGACAAAGGGUAAAAAGGACAAGAAGGAUGAGAAGAACAAGACUCAGGAGACCGAGGAUGGCGAGGAGAAAAUCGAAGAGGACAGUGUGAUUGGUGUUUCCUCCACUACGGACUUCCCAUCUGGAAGCGAUGCCGUCUCCUGUGUGAAGGACGAUGACGGACACAUGAGCGAUGACGAAGGAGAGGGGCCGGAGGGAGAGAAAAAGAAAAAGAAAAAGGAGAAGAAGAAGAAAAAGAAAAAGGAUUCUGGUUCUUCCUCCUCUUCCUCUGACAGCUCCUCCUCAUCCUCAUCAGACAGCGAGGAUGACAAAAAGGAAAAGAAGAAAAAGAAAAAAGAUUCCUGCUCCUCUUCCUCAUCAGACAGCUCAUCUUCUUCAGACAGUGACGAUGACAAAAAGAAGAAGAAAAAGAAGAAGAAAGACAAGAAAAAGAAAAAGAAGAAGAAGAAGGGGUCGGAUUCCUGCUCGUCAUCAGACAGCGAUGAUGACAAGAAGAAGAAGAAGAAGAAAACAAAGAAGAAGAAGAAGAAGAAGAAGAAGGUGAAGAAGGAUUCUAGCUCGUCUUCAUCUUCAGACAGCUCAUCUUCAGACAGUGAUGAUGAUGAUAAGAAGAAGAAGAAGAAAGACAAGAAGAAGAAGAAAAAGAAGGGCAAGAAAAAGAAGGAUAAAAAGGAUUCUUCCAGUUCCUCAUCAGACAGCUCCUCGUCUUCUUCAGACAGUGAGGAUGACAAGAAGAAGAAAAAGAAGAAGAAGAAAGACAAGAAAAAGAAAGACAAGAGGGAUUCCAGUUCCUCCUGCUCUGCCUCCUCCUCAUCCUCUUCCUCCGACAGUGACUGCGAUAAGAAGAAGAAAAAGAAGAAAAAAGACAAAAAGAAGAAGAAGAAGAGUGUGAAAAAGGAUUCCAGUUCCUCCUCUGACAGUGACUGCGAUAAGAAGAAGAAAAAGAAGAAAAAAGACAAGAAGAAGAAGAAGAAGAAGAGUGUGAAAAAGGACUCCUCCUGCUCUUCGUCUGGCUCAUCCUCCUCUGAUAGCGAUGAUGACAAGAAGAAAAAGAAGAAAGACAAGAAGAAAAAGAAAGACAAGAAGAAGAAGAAAGACAAGAAGAAAGACAAGAAAAAGAAAGACAAGAAGGACUCUGACAGUGGAGAGGAUAAAAAGAAGAAGAAGGACAAGGAUAAGGAGGACUCUACCUCCUCCUCCUCCUCUUCGUCUUCAUCAGGGAGUGACAAGGAGAACAAGCCCAAGAAACCCGGGAAGGAAGGAGAAGGAGAUGGCGGACAGAAGGAGGACUGCACCCCUGGAGGAGUCCACGGACUCGACAAGUUCGAACCCCCCAAAGGGCCAUCCCCUUACAAGUUCAAAUCCGUCGGGGUGGACGACGACUUCAAGAGCAGUCUGGAGCCAAAAGCCAAGCCCACCCCGCUGUCGGUCCCUUCCCAGCCCACUCCCACUCUCACAGACAAGAACCUCAGGCCCACGUCUCGCUACGAGAGCCCCAGCUCCCGCUAUGACAGCUCCACCUCCCGCUACGAGAGCUCCACCUCCGUCGCGCUCCGGUCCCCAAGAAGCCCCUCAGCGAGGCCUGUUACUGCCAUGGAGUCCCUCAUGGGAGACCCCGGCAGGGCUGGAGGGACAUCUGGUGUGUCUGGGACCAGGUCCUCUCUGGUCAAGUCCAGCGACAUAUUGCGUGGGCCAAGACCGUAUGAGCCAGCAGGGGAAAAAUAAAAGAGGAGGAUUUCCGCAGUGCUCAAGAGUGUCUCUGACCGCCAGUAGCCUGCUCAGCUGCAGUCUGGGGAGAUGGUGUGGGUGAUACAAAAAAAAAAUGAAAAAUCCUGCUGUCACAUUUGAGAUGGCAGAGAUAACAUGGCGGCGGUCGACCUUCUCUCUGUCUGUGUACUCACAGCAAAUGAUCUAAUCGUCCCUGCCUGUUAACGGUUGAGGGUAAAUCACAGGAUUUUGAUGUUGAUGGGUUUUUUUGUAAUUGGCUGGUGAUGGCAAAGACGAUUAUUAAAGAAUCCGUUUCAAGAAUUGA